GUUCCCAUUUCAUUUCACCAGAACUCAUUAGCUGCAGGCAUCCUCUCUCUCUCUCUCUCUCUCUCUCUCUCUUUGCGCGCAGAGUUAGGCAAAAACUUAUUCUUGAAAGUCCUCAAAGAGAGAUAUUGAAGAGCUUUGCUCCACCGGCUUGCCGUUGUGGGGUUUGGCUUGAUGGCUUCAUCCAGCGGCGGUGUGCCUCCGGGGUUCCGGUUCCACCCGACGGACGAGGAGCUCCUCCAGUACUACCUGAAGAAGAAGAUCUCGUUCCAGAAGUUCGACAUGGAGGUGAUCAGGGAGGUUGACCUGAACAAGAUGGAGCCUUGGGAGCUUCAAGAGCGAUGCAAGAUCGGAUCAACACCCCAGAACGAGUGGUACUUCUUCAGCCACAAGGAUCGGAAGUAUCCGACCGGCUCAAGGACGAACAGAGCGACGAACGCCGGGUUCUGGAAGGCGACGGGGAGGGACAAGUGCAUAAGGAACACCCACAAGAAGAUCGGGAUGAGGAAGACCCUCGUCUUCUACAGGGGACGGGCUCCGCACGGCCAGAAGACCGACUGGAUCAUGCACGAGUACCGGCUCGAGGACGGCGACGACCCCCAAGGAAACCCUAAUGAAGACGGGUGGGUGGUGUGCAGGGUGUUCAAGAAGAAGAACCUCUUCAAGAUCGCCGGCAAUGACAGCGGAGGUCAGACCAGCGCCGGCUCCGACCAAAAUCACCACCACCAGCAACUCAGCAUCAACAGCACGUCCAACACGACCGCCCAUCAACCUCGCUCCUUCAUGCACCGCGACAGCAGCCUCUACCUCCACUCCAAUCACCUCAGCCCGUCGACGGCCUUCGAGCUCAACAAGCCCGAGCUCGCCCUCCACUACUCCUCCCACCACCUCCCUCAGUACUCACUCUUCCCUUCCUCGCAAGGCCUGAUCCCGACCCCGAAGCCCAUCGGGUACCACGACUACACGGCCCUUCAGUCGGCCGACACGGUGGCGCCGCCCGUGAUGCUGAAGCAGCUCAUGUCGAGCAACACGAGGGACCAGUGCGAGAGCGGGAGCGACAGCUUCAGGUACCAGAACUGUGACCAGGGCCUCGAAGUUGGGACGUGCGAAGCGACGCAGGAACAGAUGGUUGGAGCAAGGGACGAAGCGGGCAUGAGCGAUUGGGGCAUGCUCAGCGUCACCAGCGGCGCUCAUAAUCAGCUCGGGAACCACAAUGAAGGCGAUUCCGGCUCGAAGGGGGUGAGGUUCGAGGACGGGACGGCUGCGACUUCUCUGCACCCGAUCAACCAUCUGUCCUUGAGGGGCGAGAUGGACUUUUGGGGUUACGGCAAGUGAUCGUUUUUUCAAUUCUGCGUGGUGCUACUGAAGUUAAUCAAAACAAUUUAAUUGAAAGAUAUGGAUUCAUUCAAAGAACCAGCUAUGUCCAUAAUGGUUCUCAGCGUGUCUAGGUUUAUGCCACCACCCAAACUGGGUAUGGCAAAAGAUUAAUCAUUUGUUGCAUUCGCCCUCGUUCUUGUUGUCUUCAUCAUGCUUGUGACACUGAUAAAG
Eucalyptus grandis is the source of this 1545-nucleotide messenger RNA. Its product is annotated as protein BEARSKIN2. Gene Ontology annotation, molecular function: DNA binding. The transcript has 3 exons. The record is from RefSeq and is a predicted model, not a curated record. The coding region runs from base 172 to 1332 and encodes 386 amino acids. Gene Ontology annotation, biological process: regulation of DNA-templated transcription. NCBI's taxonomy places the organism in Eukaryota, Viridiplantae, Streptophyta, Magnoliopsida, Myrtales, Myrtaceae.